AUGCCCAUCACAGCAGACGACAAGCUCCUCAUGCACUACCCCUUGCCCCUCCCCGACGGCUUCCUCGACACCAUCAAAAGCCGCUACCCCCAGCUCAAAGUCCACGUCGAAAUCGCCCCCGUCAAAAACAACCGCAUGCCAAACGCAGACGAGCUGCCAGACGAGGUCUGGGACGGCGUCACGAUGCUCUCCGUCCUCCCGCCGCCCAGCGCCGCCAGGAUGAAGGACGUCAAGUUCGUCCAGUUGGGAUCCGCGGGCUGGGAUCUUUGGCUCGAGCAUGAGGCGUUUCUGAACAAGGACGUGGCGUUUUGCUGUACGAGCGGCGUUCAUCCACCUCAGAUUGCCGAAUGGGCCAUUGGCGCCUGGUUAGCCCACUCACAUCACUUCAAGAGCUACAUGGAACAAGCAGACAAGGGAGUCUGGGAAAUGGGUCUCACCAAAAACCCCGUCACCGACUCCGUUGGCCUCCGCAUGGGCAUCAUGGGCUACGGCGCAAUUGGUCGACAAGUCGCCCGCCUAGCCCACGCGCUCGGCAUGGAGAUAUACGUCCAAACCCUGAGCCCGCGGCCAACCCCGGAGUCCAAGAAGCUCCGAGAAUACAUCGUGCCGGGCACCAGCGACCCGGACGGCCUCCUCCCCACAAAGUGGUUCUCCGGCUCCGGCCCCGAAGCCGUCAACCACUUUCUGAGCCAGGACCUGGAUAUUGUUCUUCUCAGUCUUCCCAUGAGCCCCCAGACCAGACACUGCAUCGGCGCAGAGCAGUUCAAGAUCCUCGGCAAGAAGAAGCCAUUCCUCAUCAACGUCGCACGAGGCCCCCUCAUCGACACGCCCGCCUUGAUCGAGGCCCUUGAAGGAGGACUGCUCCGCGGAGCCGCUCUGGAUGUCACGGAACCGGAGCCCUUGCCGGAGGGACACCCGCUGUGGAAGGCUCCAAACGUUUUCAUCACGCCACAUGUCAGUUGGCGGUCUACCAGGUUGACCGAGAGGAUAACAGAUGUAAUGCUCCAGAAUCUGGAGAGGUGGGAUAAAGGAGAGCCUCUGCUUAAUCGAAUCAAGAGAUGA
Messenger RNA from Trichoderma aggressivum f. europaeum, 1062 nucleotides. RefSeq lists its product as uncharacterized. Gene Ontology annotation, molecular function: NAD binding. The record is from RefSeq and is a predicted model, not a curated record. The coding region runs from base 1 to 1062 and encodes 353 amino acids. The transcript is spliced from 3 exons. NCBI's taxonomy places the organism in Eukaryota, Fungi, Ascomycota, Sordariomycetes, Hypocreales, Hypocreaceae.